Messenger RNA from Micropterus salmoides (largemouth bass), 1128 nucleotides. RefSeq lists its product as uncharacterized. Lineage: Eukaryota; Metazoa; Chordata; Actinopteri; Centrarchiformes; Centrarchidae. The record is from RefSeq and is a predicted model, not a curated record. The coding region runs from base 6 to 746 and encodes 246 amino acids. The transcript has 2 exons.
AAGAGAUGUACACUUACCUGAAUCAACAGAGCAAAGAGUCACUUGAAGAGUAUGCUGCCAAAAAUGAGACAACCUGGAUGUGGAAAAUCCUCCCGGCCGAUUCACCUCACCGAAACGGAGCCGCCGAAGCUGCUGUCAGAGUCACCAAGAGAGCCCUCCAAAGCCUUGGCAAUGUAGAAGGUCUUACCUUCAGUGAGUUCCUGACAGUGCUCCAGCUAGCUGCUAAUCUUGCCAAUGAGAGACCCAUUGACGCCAGAGUCCAAAGCCGAGAAGAGCGCAUCCAGUACAUCACGCCAAACAACUUAUUGCUUGGUCGAGCUACACAAAGUGGAGACUUCAAAACUGUCGACUACACCACCUACCCAUUCAAGAGGCUCAAAGAAGUACAAACGAUAGUAAACAACUUCUGGAAGUCCUGGAGCCAACUUGCUGGCCCGAACCUGUUCAUUCGCAGUAAGUGGCAUACUGCUGAAAGGAACGUUACCAUUGGAGACAUAGUUUGGCUCUGCGACCAAAAUGCACUGAGAGGGCAGUUCAGGCUUGCAAGAGUCAUCGGCGCAAAUCCUGAUUUCAGAGGUGUCGUUCGAGAUGUUCAUGUGAGAGUCUCCCCAAGUUCCAGCAUCUCUGUGAGAAGCUCAAGACCUGGUGCCGCAGAUCCUGGAUCAAGUACCAUACUGCAUCGGGACGUCCGGCGCCUUGUGGUCCUCAUACCAUGGGAGGAUCAAGUCAGAGACCAGCCCACCUGAGAGUACGAUCUUUCCGGGCGCCGCCACGUAAAGAUCGAGUGGGAGGUGUCGCGCUGAUCUGGCAGAGGUGCGCCUGUCUCCCGUGUGCCCGCCUCCUCCUGCAUGCCGUCUCACCUGCGUGCCGCCCCGCUCUGCAUCGGCAGCCGCGUGUGACCGUGCGUGCGCGCCCUGGCGCACCCUCGACCAGGUGAAUUAGAUUGAGCAAUCAGAAGCUCGCACACACUUCAAUCAGCGGGAGCAUAUAACGCAGUCAUUUGGCUGGUGGAAAGGGACUGACAUGACGGAAUGAGCAGCACACAUCCACUGCGGGGAAUGAGACUUUUGAUUUGACGGGCUAUCGGUUUUUCACCUAUACUGUUCAACUCCUGUUCAAUUAUUCAAA